UCGCAGUGCGCAGUGUUGGAGCGAAUACUGAUCAGCUCAGGCAGGGAAUACCAGCUUGAGGGAUCAGGUAAAACUAGGUCAUUGUUGGUCGAGGCAAGCUACCGGAAGGUUGUGCAGAAGAGUCGCUCCUACGUUCUGUGCUGACUUGUAAUUCUUACUCACUCAGAAAUGUUGCCCAGGAGCAUGGUGCCGUUAGCCGCUGUCGUGUUGGUAGUGUCGCUAGCUGUGGCCGGCGGAGUGUUCCUGCCAUGCCAACCGUGCGAAGAAGAGCUGCUGGCCCAAUGUGUCGAGCCCGUCGGCUGCGUCGAAGUGGUGGACGCUCCCGGCUGUGGAUGCUGCAAGACCUGCGCCCGCAUGGAGGGGGAGAACUGCGGGGUCUACACCGAGCGAUGCGGUAGCGGACUGCGGUGUCUCCCGCAGCCGAAAAGCAAGUCCCCCUUCCGGGAGCUGCUUCUCGGACGUGGCGUCUGCACGACGAACAAAACAUUCGAGGAGGCCGAAGAAAUCCCGACGCCAGCCCCAGAGACAACCAACGCCCCGACGACCACCACUGUCGCCCCUACCAAACCACCACGCCGGUCCCACCACCACAGAGACAAACUCAUCAAAUGGAAGAAACAGCUGGAAGCGAUGUACAAAAGAGAACGACAGCACAAGGCAAAGAUGGCAGCAAAGAAGUUCUCUGAGGGAAUCAUGGGUCUGUCCUUCGAGAGAAGGAACCGACAGGAGGCAGCCCGCGAGAGAAACCGGUCCAACCCGAGGCUUUACAAAGAUCUCAGGCACUACCGUCACAGAGGGAGGGUUCCGACAGAGGCACCAGAAGUUACAGCAGCACAGAAGCCAACAGAGGCUCCUUGUAAAACUGUCCAGAGACAAAUCAUUGAACAAAGGAGAGCCAAAGGAGGAACCAGUGGCUACAUCCCUGCUUGCGACUUCGAUGGUUACUACAGAGCAAAACAGUGUAACCUGUCAACUGGAGUGUGCUGGUGUGUAGACAAGUUCGGCAAGGACUUGCCCAACACACCGUACGUAGAAGGCGACCCAAGAUGUAUCCUGUACACAGACAGAGCCCGUAUGAAAAUUUGGUAGCGUCGCAUUUGAUUGAACCCGUCGGACUUUGUGUAUAAAAGAAGAGGUUGAAGCUGAAGUAUUUUGAUUAAACUAUAUGUCCUCGUGAUGCACCGCCUUAAACGGAGAUGGUGCAUGCGUGUUGCGUACAAGACGCGACUCGGUUGUUGAAGGACAAUGGGACACUAAAGAAAAGGUCAGUGAAAGAUAAGUGUGACAUUUCGGCAGGGACUACGUCUUGUCGCGCCCGGCUCCCGCCAUGCAGGACGCUCGAUGGUAGGACAACGUCACGUGACCGUUGCCAGGCUAGUUCAAGGAAUCGUUGAUGACCACUGCACUGCCCACCUUCAAUCCAUGUAAAAGUAGAAUAGACAAGAUACGAGGAAGACUUUUUUUCAAAGAUUAGUGCUUUUUAUUUGUUCAGAUGUGGCGAAAGGGUGAACGAGACUUGUAUACACAUUUUGAUUUUUUUUCCUUGAUGUUGUUGUCUUAGACUCAGGAACAAAAGGGCUAACCCAACGAGUUGGGAUAAAGUUUCUGUAAAUCAAUGUGGCCUGGCGUGCGUAUAUCAGAUGCGCUUGCAAUUGCCACUGGUGUAAUAACGAAGACGAUGAAUGAGGUUUACUGGAUCGCAAUGUCUCUUCUGCACUAUAUCGCUACUUACUUCCCACAGAAAAGGUGCUAACAGACUGACUACUUUAUAAAACUAUUUAUAUCUUUCGGCAACUAUAUACUAUGAAUUCAAGCUACAAUAAGAAGGAUUAGAAGUCUUGACGAUUGAACGUACGGAAAAUCAGUGUUUUCUGAUAAGCGAACUUUGACCAAGCAAGACGCCGAGAUAGCCCAUUAAUUGAUUGAUCUCAGGGUUACGAAAAAACACCGCCAAGCUUGAAAUAGUUUUGUUGCUGUAAGGUUAAUUUGAAAUGUUUGGAAUACGAAGAACGUAUUUGUGUGAAAUGAAGGACAUUGUCUAGCCGGUUCCUUUGUGUAUAUCGACGUGUACCUAUCUAUAUAUAUAUCUAUACAUAUAUGAAUAGUUUGGAAACCUAGUUACCACAUUGCUAUGUCGUCUUAGACACUCUUCUGUCACUGCUAGCGAAGGUUACCUAUGUACAGCCUGGUGAGAUAACUACACCUGCUUCUUAAUAUUUGUCUGAUUGAAAACGUGAAGAAGUUCUUCACUUACACAGAAAUCCAUGUGUAUUGACUUAAUCAGGAGAUGGCAAAAUUUGUGAUGAAUACAAAAGAGAAUGAACUUUAUGUUUGAUAAGUCUGUGUGGAGUGGAUUUCUUGCCUAACGUUCAGUACAUAGAUCUGUCAAUCACCGCAGCAAUGUUGGGACGGAGUUUGGCCGCUGAUUAGCUCAGUCGUUUGUUCAAGACGAACGUUUGUUUGCGUUGGCCACGCACCACCCUGACUAUGUAAUAGUCAGCAGUUUCUAGGGGUCGACGAAUACACAGUAAGGUCUACUUUAGGCAAACAAGAGGCUGUCAAUAAGUACAUUCAUAGCCCGGCUAGAAAUGAAGAGGUUUUCAGACGAAAAGCUGACUCAUUUGGUGCCUCUGUAUAUGCAGUGGCUGAUAAGAUUACAUUCUGAUCCAUGUUUGCUUUAUUGACAUCCUUUAGAAGCUUUCAAAACGUUCCCACAUCAUAACCUCACUUUCUCCACCCCAACUCAUCCCGUCGCGAUCGACAGAGCGUGAUGCGCCUGCGGGAAAUCUGGAAAUUAAUGUCCAUGGCACUUCUACAGAACUUGUCGUUUAAACUAACGCUCAUGUAUUCAAGGAUGAUAUCCUCUCUGUAGUUUUCAAAUGGUGUGUUGGAAAAAGAUAUACGGCGUAAAAAAUUCUAAUGUAACAUCGUCCAAACGUCCAUUAGAAACCAUGAUUUCGCGCAGGCGCAAUACGUUCUGUCGGCGUGCUCCAUACAGCCCAUCACACCCAAAACACGUGAUCUGUCGUCAGACAUAACUUACGAAAAGUGCAAGUGGCCUGUACCUGCUGUGUUGGAUAUUAUGUUGGAGAUUUGUUCAAUAAAACUCACCAUGUACCAUUU
Branchiostoma belcheri (Belcher's lancelet) is the source of this 3123-nucleotide messenger RNA. Its product is annotated as insulin-like growth factor-binding protein 5. The transcript is spliced from 4 exons. Gene Ontology annotation, molecular function: insulin-like growth factor binding. Bases 169 to 1089 code for a protein of 306 amino acids. The record is from RefSeq and is a predicted model, not a curated record. Gene Ontology annotation, cellular component: extracellular region. NCBI's taxonomy places the organism in Eukaryota, Metazoa, Chordata, Leptocardii, Amphioxiformes, Branchiostomatidae.